CGCUAUAUAUAGUACCCCGGUCUUUUACAAGAAUAGUACCUCGAUACUAUUUAAAGGAAAUACUUCUUCAAUGGGUACUAUAUGCAGCAUUGGACCAGUUUAUGAGCCUUGGUGUGGUCAACGGUUUACUGAUUGGACCAAAACUGAACUAACC
Messenger RNA from Dentiscutata heterogama, 154 nucleotides. The record is from the annotation of a GenBank genome assembly. Lineage: Eukaryota; Fungi; Glomeromycota; Glomeromycetes; Diversisporales; Gigasporaceae.